This is a messenger RNA of Sugiyamaella lignohabitans, 279 nucleotides long. RefSeq names its product glucose-inactivated glycerol proton symporter STL1 (gene STL1). Gene Ontology annotation, molecular function: carbohydrate:proton symporter activity. Bases 1 to 279 code for a protein of 92 amino acids. Lineage: Eukaryota; Fungi; Ascomycota; Dipodascomycetes; Dipodascales; Trichomonascaceae. The transcript has a single exon. Gene Ontology annotation, biological process: carbohydrate transport; transmembrane transport. The record is from RefSeq and is a predicted model, not a curated record. Gene Ontology annotation, cellular component: membrane.
AUGAAUGAUUCUACUAUUCAAGGAACUGUAGUCAGUUUAUAUGAGAUCGGAUGUUUGAUGGGUGCUUUGGCCACCAUGCGUUUUGGUGAUCAGUUUGGUCGUCGAAAGGUGAUUUUUGUUGGUGCUAUUGUCAUGACCAUUGGUGCCACCCUACAAUGUACAUCAUUUUCCUUGGCACAACUAAUCGUUGGAAGAAUUGUCACUGGUAUCGGUAAUGGAUUUAUCACCAGUACGGUAAGUGGAACUGCUAGUUGUUACCUGCUUCUUGCUCUUGGAUGA